Molecule: messenger RNA, 4238 nt
Organism: Myotis lucifugus (little brown bat)
Lineage: Eukaryota; Metazoa; Chordata; Mammalia; Chiroptera; Vespertilionidae
Gene: SCAP
Product: SREBF chaperone
Biological process (GO): SREBP signaling pathway
Cellular component (GO): endoplasmic reticulum membrane; Golgi membrane
Molecular function (GO): sterol binding; protein binding
Source: RefSeq, a predicted model, not a curated record
GCCGGUGGGGCCAGCCCUGCCCGAAGGUUUCCCCAAAGGUGCUCUCGUCUGACCUGCGCACAGAGAGGGCGGCGGGAGGCGAUGGCCUCACACACGAGCCGCCCUGGUCCCCGCGGGGCCACGCCCGGGGGAGCGCCUGUCCCUCCCCCGGCACUGCCCCUCCCAGCCACCCCCUUGCUCACUGCUUCCCCUCCCCCAGGGCAGAUGGUGGCCGCCAGCCCCGGGCAGCGCCUGCCGGCUGACCCCUGCGCACGCCCGGGAUGGCAGCGAGGUGACCUGUGCUGAGGAUGACCCUGACUGACAGGCUGCGUGAGAAGAUCUCGCUGGCCUUCUACCGCCACGGGCUGCUCUGCGCCUCCCACCCCGUCCCCAUCACCCUCUUCACGGGGCUCUGCAUCCUCGCCUGCUGCUACCCACUGCUGAAGCUCCCCCUGCCGGGGACGGGCCCCGUGGAGUUCACCACCCCCGUGAAGGACUACUCGCCCCCGCCCGUGGCCCCGGAUCCCACGCCAGGAGAGCCGAGCGAGCGGCCCGAGUGGUACGUGGGCCCCCCGGUGGCGUACGUCCAGCAGAUCUUGGUCAAGUCCUCGGUGUCGCCCUGGCACAAGGACCUCCUGGCCGUGGACGUGUUCCGCUCCCCUCUGUCCCGGGCCUUCCAGCUGGUGGAGGAGAUCCGGAACCACGUGCUGAGAGACAGCUCUGGGGCCAGGAGCCUGGAGGAGGUGUGCCUGCAGGUGACCGACCUGCUGCCAGGCCUCAGGAAGCUCCGGAACCUGCUCCCCGAGCACGGCUGCCUGCUGCUGUCCCCCGCCAACUUCUGGCAGAAUGACCGCGAGCGCUUCCACGCCGACCCCGACAUCAUCGCGACCAUCCACCAGCACGAGCCCAAGACCCUGCAGACCUCAGCCACGCUCAAAGAUCUGCUGUUUGGGGUCCCCGGGAAGUACAGCGGGGUGAGCCUGUUCGCGAGGAAGAGGAUGGCCACCUACACCAUCACCCUGGUCUUCCGGCGCUACCACGCCAAGUUCCUGAGCAGCCUGCGGGCCCGCCUGAUGCUCCUGCACCCCAGCCCCAACUGCAGCCUGCGGGCCGAGAGCCUGGUGCACGUGCACUUCAAGGAGGAGAUCGGCGUCGCCGAGCUCAUCCCGCUCGUGACCACCUACAUCAUCCUGUUCGCCUACAUCUACUUCUCCACGCGCAAGAUCGACAUGGUCAAGUCCAAGUGGGGGCUGGCUCUGGCCGCUGUGGUCACGGUGCUCAGCUCGCUGCUCAUGUCUGUGGGGCUCUGCACACUCUUCGGCCUGACGCCCACCCUCAACGGCGGCGAGAUCUUCCCCUACCGUGUGGUGAUCGGGCUGGAGAACGUUCUGGUGCUGACCAAGUCCGUGGUCUCCACGCCUGUGGACCUGGAGGGGAAGCUGCGCAUCGCCCAAGGCCUGAGCUGUGAGGGCUGGUCCAUCAUGAAGAACAUGGCCACGGAGCUGGGCAUCAUCCUCAUCGGCUACUUCACCCUCGUGCCCGCCAUCCAGGAGUUCUGUCUCUUUGCCGUCGUGGGCCUGGUGUCCGACUUCUUCCUUCAGAUGCUGUUUUUCACCACCGUCCUGUCCAUCGACAUUCGCAGGAUGGAGCUGGCGGACCUGAACAAGCGGCUGCCCCCCGAGGCCUGCCUGCCUCCUGCUAAGCCAGGGGGGCGCCCCGCGCGCUUUGAGCGGCAGCUGGCGGUGCGGCCGGCCACGCCCCACACCGUCACACUGCAGCCGUCCUCCUUCCGGAACCUGCGGCUCCCCAAGAGGCUGCGCGUCGUCUACUUCCUGGCUCGCACCCGCCUGGCACAGCGGCUCAUCAUGGCAGGCACCGUGGUCUGGAUCGGCAUCCUGGUGUACACAGACCCGGCUGGACUGCGCAUCUACCUCGCGGCCCAGGUGACGGAGCAGAGCCCGCUGGGCGAGGGCGCCCUCACUCCCGUGCCUGUGCCUGGAGGCAUGCUGCCCGCCAGCCACCCGGACCCCGCCUUCUCCAUCUUCCCACCGGACGCCCCCAAGUUCCCUGAGAACCACACGUUGCCAGGGGAGAUGCCCGAGUCCGGGGGUCUGGCCGAGGGCGUCCCUGACAGCCCCGCCCCCGAGGUCACCUGGGGGCCCGAGGACGAGGAGCUGUGGAGGAAGCUGUCCUUCCGCCACUGGCCGACGCUCUUCGGCUACUACAACAUCACGCUGGCCAAGAGGUACAUCAGCCUGCUGCCCAUCAUCCCCGUCACGCUCCGCCUGAACCCCAAGGAGGCCCUGGAGGGGCGGCACCCUCAGGACGGCCGGAGCGCCUGGGCCCCCGCUAGCCCAGGCCUGGCGGGGCUCUGGGAGGCCGGCCCCCAGGGGCCAGGUGUGGCGCAGACCCACGGAGACGUCACCCUGUACAAGGUGGCUGCGCUCGGCCUGGCCGCCGGCAUCGUCCUGGUCCUGCUGCUGCUCUGCCUGUACCGUGUGCUCUGCCCGCGCAACUACGGGCAGCAGGGCGGCGGGCCGGGCCGGCGGCGCCGCGGAGACCUGCCCUGUGACGACUACGGCUACGCGCCCCCCGAGACGGAGAUCGUGCCCCUGGUGCUGCGUGGGCACCUCAUGGACAUCGAGUGCCUGGCCAGUGACGGCAUGCUGCUGGUGAGCUGCUGCCUGGCGGGCCACGUGUGCGUGUGGGACGCACAGACCGGGGACUGCCUCACGCGCAUCCCUCGCCCCAGGCAGCGCAGGGACAGCGGCGGUGGCGGCGGCGGCAGCGUGUUCGAGGCUCAGGAGAGCUGGGAGCGGCUGUCGGACGGCGGUAAGAGCAGCGCAGAGGAGCCUGGGGACAGCCCUCCGCUGCGGCACUGUCCCCGGGGCCUCGCGCCACCUUCCGUCUUCGGGGACCAGCCCGACCUCACCUGCCUGAUCGACACCAACUUCUCUGUGCGGCCGUGGCUCUCAGAGCCCACUCAGCCUGAGCCCCGGCACCGGGCAGGCUGCGGCCGCGCUCGGGACAACCCGGGCUACGAUUUCAGCCGCCUGGUGCAGCGAGCGUACCAGCAGGAGGGGCUUGCCCCCGUCCACGCACAGACCCUGUGCCCUCCCUACCCUGGGCCCACGCUGCCCCAGGCCCCUGAGGACGAGGGGGGCUCUCCCCCCGAGAAGGGCACCCCAGCCCUCGCCUGGGCCCCCAGUGCCGAGGGCUCCUUCUGGAGCCUGGAGCUGCAGGGCAACCUCAUCGUGGUGGGCAGGAGCAGCGGCCGGCUGGAGGUGUGGGACGCUGUCGAGGGCUCCCUGCGCUGCAGCUGUGAGCAGGUCUCCUCGGGAAUCACCGCCCUCGUCUUCCUGGACAGAAGGAUCGUGGCUGCCCGGCUCAACGGUUCCCUCGACUUCUUCUCCUUGGAGACCCACGCUGCCUUCAGCCCCCUGCAGUUCCGAGGGCAGGGCAGCUCUCCCGUGGCCCCUGUGUACAGCAGCAGUGACAGGGUGGCCUGCCGCCUGACCCACACCGUGCCCUGUGCACACCAGAAACCCAUCACCGCUCUGAAGGCAGCUGCCGGGCGCCUCGUGACCGGGAGCCAAGACCACACUCUGAGGGUGUUCCGUCUGGAGGACUCGUGCUGCCUCUUCACACUGCAGGGCCACUCAGGGGCCAUCACAGCUGUGUACAUAGACCAGACCAUGGUGCUGGCCAGCGGAGGACAGGACGGGGCCAUCUGCCUGUGGGACGUGCUGACCGGCAGUCGGGUCAGCCACAUGUUCGCCCACCGUGGGGACGUCACCUCCCUCACCUGCACCACCUCCUGUGUCAUCAGCAGCGGCCUGGACGACCUCAUCUGCAUCUGGGACCGCAGCACAGGCAUCAAGCUCUACUCCAUCCAGCAGGACCUGGGCUGUGGGGCCAGCCUGGGGGUCAUCUCAGACAACCUCCUGGUGACCGGUGGCCAGGGCUGUGUCUCCUUCUGGGACCUAAACUAUGGGGACCUGCUGCAGACCGUCUACCUGGGCAAGAACAGCGAGGCCCAGCCCGCCCGGCAGAUCCUGGUGCUGGAGAACGCCGCCGUCGUCUGCAACUUCGGCAGCGAGCUCAGCCUGGUGUACGUGCCCUCGGUGCUGGAGAAGCUGGACUGAGGGCAGGCGGGGGCUGAGGGCUCCGUGGAGCCAAUGCCCUGGACCGAGUCGGGGUGUAACGCGUCUGGCUGUCCUGCCUCAGGACGGGAACAUUAAACUUUGUACAAAACCACA